ACAUUUCAAGCUUUUCCUGUCAGUUUUUUUUUACAUUUUUAAAAGCUUCAUCCGCUAUAAGAUUGAAUAGAGAGAAUUUUAAAAGAUGAUUUCCUAUUGUCCAAUUUGUGGGAAGCCUGUCUAUUUUGCGGAGAGAAAGCGAUCUUUAGGCAAAGAUUACCAUCCUCUUUGUCUGAAAUGCUACCGGUGCAAGCGUCAGUUAAGUCCCGGCCAACACGCAGAGUAUGAUGAGAAACCAUACUGCAAUCACUGCUACCUACAGUAUUUUGGACCAAGAGGAGCAAGGCGGCCAGCAUCUCGAACUACUCCUGGAGCAGCUGGAUCCAAUGUUCCAGUUGAGAACCCCAGCACUUAGUUUCAUCCUGUUUAAGAAUGAUUUGCAGCUUCAACCCUUCAGAAAAUCAGACCAGCAACAUACAGAAAAGUAACAGCUUGUAGAAACUAUUUUAUCUUUAGAAAAUAAUUAGUUGUUGUGCUCCAUUGUUAUGUAAAUAAGAAAGUGUUUGAAAAUAACUUGAUCUCAAACCAUCCACAAUUAUGUAGCUUUGCACAUGAAACCAAUCUGUUUGCUUCAGAAUAUCUGAUAGUAAUUCUGUGGGUCCUGUUUGUACUUCUAGUGAAAUCGAGUCUUCAAAGGACAGUACAGAAAUCUACAAUUCUUCAUAAAGCAGCUCAGUGUUAUCCCUUUUUCCAUCCUGCACAUUAAUUUGGUUGGUUGGAGACAAGCUGCUGUGAAACUGGCUGGUCUCUGCAGACCGGUUAGUGUUCCAAUCAUUCAUGCAUUGAAUCCAGUGCAGUAACCAAAAAUAUAGACUGCUAUUUGCAGCUACACAUGAAUAACCUGUGCAAUAGAAUGUGAUUUUACUUGCAAGAAUUUUAUAUCUUCCUGUAAUAAAAAAACAUAUUUCUGCCACUUCCUGUCUGCAUCCCUU
Messenger RNA from Pristis pectinata (smalltooth sawfish), 932 nucleotides. RefSeq lists its product as uncharacterized. Gene Ontology annotation, biological process: regulation of gene expression; intrinsic apoptotic signaling pathway in response to DNA damage. The transcript is spliced from 4 exons. The coding region runs from base 86 to 355 and encodes 89 amino acids. Lineage: Eukaryota; Metazoa; Chordata; Chondrichthyes; Rhinopristiformes; Pristidae. Gene Ontology annotation, molecular function: zinc ion binding. The record is from RefSeq and is a predicted model, not a curated record.